This is a messenger RNA of Rubroshorea leprosula, 1799 nucleotides long. NCBI's taxonomy places the organism in Eukaryota, Viridiplantae, Streptophyta, Magnoliopsida, Malvales, Dipterocarpaceae. The record is from the annotation of a GenBank genome assembly.
CUCUCACACCUUGAAUCAAGGUAAUUUUAUCGAACAGUUGGUGGGCAUGCUAUACAAAGACUUUUCUCGUAAACCAACAGGCCCAGCAAAAAAUCAAACCACCGUGUUCCCUCUCAUGCCUUUCCUCUCCAGGGGCUGAGCCCCUGCAAACUCCGUCGGCUUUGUUCCGCACCACCCUAGAUCCCGCCGCAUUGCCCAGCUCUUGCUGACUCAACCCCGCGUCGUCAUUUCCCUUGUGCGCCCAAAGCUUUUAGGGAUCAUAACUCCGACGCCACUCUCCAUUGCUCAGAAUUCGACGAUUUAAAGUAAACGGCGCUGAAAUGACGACCCAAGCUGCUACCACUUUCAAUGGCAACCUAAAAGGUAGUGUCUUUAUUGGGCAUGCUUGUUUCUUCUACCCAUUGCUUCACGAGUUGAAUUCUUUUGCAUAUCUAAUUAGCCUGGACCUGGAUAUUUUUUUUUUGCUGUGACUCAAAAGUUGGAAGUCUUUUGACCAACCCCUAUCAAUUAGAAAUCCAUUUGCUAUACCAUAAGUAUCGAAAUUUGCCUGCUUUUGUAUUCAUGCAGAAAGCAGUUGCCAGCCUGAGGGGUAUCAAUCUUGAAGGUUUGAGAUGGAGAGUGUCUCAUGCCAAAGGGCAGGCGGGAACAUUUUUUCCCCCCUCCUAUGAUCUGCUUGAUAAAUAGACCUGCUUAAUACCUAAACUUCACUCUCUGAAAGAGAUUGAAAUUUAACUGGCAGAUUAUGAUGUGUAGUUUGGUCAAGUAGCUGCCUUUUUGUUGCAAGUUUUGUUGGUUUCCUCUUCAACUUGGUAGGGGCCAAUCAUUUGAUGUAAAUAUCUUUUCCUUAUUGUGGUCUUUUGGCCUGUAAAGAAAAAUCAAUGUCAUUUUUUAAUUGUUAUGGGUGCUUGGAAGAUUAGCACCUCAAAUUGCAACAGUGGUCCAACGGAAGGGUAAGCCCACAUACACCCCAAAUCGUGAUGAUGGGGAUAUGUGCGUUGUGAUUAAUGCCAAGGAUAUAUGCGUUACUGGGAGAAAACUUACUGAUAAGUUCUACCGCUGGCAUACUGGCUAUGUGGGAAACCUUAAGGAAAGGAGUUUAAAGGAGCAGAUGGCUAAGGAUCCUACAGAAGUCAUCGGAAACCUGUCCUGCGCAUGCUUCCAAGAAACAAAUUGCGUGAUGGUCUAUGGACUACCAUGCUUCUGCAUGUAUUGUGUGGUUAGCGCCUGCAUGCUUAUCAUGCCUUGCAAUCUGUGUACACAAGAAUGUAUUGGAUGCUGCAAAGAUAGAGAUCGCAAGUUGAGGAUAUUUGCUGACGUUGAGCACCCCUUUUGUGACCGGCUGCUUGAACCAUAUAUAAUGCCUCCCCGAAAAGUGCGAGAAAUGCGCCCACGUGCAAGAAGAGCCAUGAUUCGAGCUCAAAAGAAAGCUAAGCAGCAAGAGAGUGGAGGUAAUGAAUCAACAAAAGGAAGAAAGAGAAAGAAUGAAGAGAACACAGAAGUGGCAGCAUGAACAAUUCUCUCUCCAGUUGCUCCCCACGUAGCUGCUGUCUUUUCUUAAUUCUACACCCCUAACCACCAUGGAGGUGCCAUGUGCGCAUGGAUUAGUUUGAAUAAUGUCUUGUUGUCUAGUUUUUGGAGUCCCUUCUAGGCUAAACAUCUUUAUUUGUCGUUUUCUUCAGAGCUAAAUUUUGAAAGAUGAAAUAUGCUGUGUUUGUUGGGCGCUGUCUGGGAAGGCCAAACUCUUAUUUACACUUUGAAUAUUAUUUUUUGUAAUAUUUUAAAAAAAAUUUUCUUGUUGG